GCCAGGGACGCGCUCCUCGCUGUCGACCGGAAGAUGGCGGCCUCCGCGGUGCUAGCUCCCGUGUUCCGCGCGGCUCGCCGGGCCUUGGUGGCUGCGGGGCCGUGGGGGGCGCAGGUUCGAGGAGUCUCAGGUGUGACUGAUGGGAAUGAAGUGGCAAAGGCCCAGCAGGCAGCUCGAGGAGGACCAGCCCCAACCAUCUUCUCUCGUAUCUUGGAUCGAAGCCUUCCAGCUGAUAUUCUCUAUGAAGACCAGCAGUGUAUGGUAUUCCGUGAUGUGGCCCCUCAAGCUCCUGUGCACUUCCUGGUCAUUCCUAAGAAGCCCAUUCCUCGGAUAAGCCAGGCCGAAGAUGAAGAUCAGCAGCUUUUAGGACACCUUCUGCUUGUGGCCAGGAAGACAGCAAAGACUCAGGGACUGGAAGAUGGAUAUCGACUUGUGAUCAACGAUGGGAAGCUGGGUGCACAGUCUGUGUAUCAUCUGCACAUUCACGUACUUGGAGGGCGACAGCUCCAGUGGCCUCCAGGUUGAAUCGACCAAAGACCCCCAGACCUGGAUGCUUGGAAGGGUUGAAGGAAAGGGAACCUGUGACGCUAAUAAACAUGGUCACGCACAA
Suncus etruscus (white-toothed pygmy shrew) is the source of this 610-nucleotide messenger RNA. RefSeq names its product histidine triad nucleotide binding protein 2 (gene HINT2). Gene Ontology annotation, molecular function: hydrolase activity. The coding region runs from base 34 to 525 and encodes 163 amino acids. The record is from RefSeq and is a predicted model, not a curated record. The transcript has 5 exons. Gene Ontology annotation, cellular component: mitochondrion; cytoplasm. Lineage: Eukaryota; Metazoa; Chordata; Mammalia; Eulipotyphla; Soricidae.